Molecule: messenger RNA, 1813 nt
Organism: Oppiella nova
Lineage: Eukaryota; Metazoa; Arthropoda; Arachnida; Sarcoptiformes; Oppiidae
Source: the annotation of a GenBank genome assembly
GUCUCUAAUUUUAUUGUAAGAGGCAAUCACUAAACAAAUAACGAGAAUAAUGCGAUUUUUAAUUGCAUUAACCCUUUUGGUUUCGUUGGCAGGAAUCCAUGGAGCUGUAGUGAACGGAACCACGGCUUAUGGGAACAGAAACAAUGUGCUCGGCACUGUGGAUGGCAAUGGCAAUGUCAUCAACAAUGGACAGGUAGUCGGACACGUCAACCCAAACAACUCGAGACAAGUUUUGGACAACUCGGGUAAUGUGAUCGGGACUUUGGGUUAUAACGACAACCAAAUAGCUUACGACGGAAACGGCAACCAAAUCGGAGUCGUGGACGCGUGCGACCACGUCUGGAGUAACGGACAGGACAUCGGAUAUCUUGGUGCUGACAAUAAGACUGUAUAUGCCAAUGGCAGUAACCAGCAAAUUGGUAGCCUAAGGACCCCCUACUAUACCGGUGAUGGAGUAUAUGAUGCCAAUGGUAAUCUUGUGGGAACAGUAGGUAAUGACAACAACACAGUCUAUAACUCAAGCGGUCAGAAGAUCGGAACCCUGGACGGCAACGGAGUGAACGUUCGCGACGGCAAUAACAAUGUCAUCAGUGGUUGGCAAAGACGAAACAAAGACCGAAAUGGUUGCGGGACAACCGGUGGAAACACUGGAAACACUGGAAACACUGGAAACACUGGAAAUACUGGAAACACUGGAAACACCGGAAACACUGGAAACACAGGAAACACAGGAAGCACUGGAAACACUGGAAAUUAUGUGUACAAUAAUGGACAGCCUGUAGGAUAUGUUGGAACCAAUGGUCAGAUCUAUAACUUCAAUAACCAACCGAUCGGAUACUUAGACAGCGAUGGAAACACCGCUCGUUAUUACAACACAAAUCAGGUGAUCGGUUACAGAAAUGGGAAUGGCGCCAACACUGGCACCGGUACUAAUGGCGCUGGUAAUACAGGAACCGGUAGUCAAGUGGUGUCCAACCUGUUGGUGGUGUUGUACCGGUUGGUGGAGUACAACCUGUUGGUGGUGUUGUACCUGUUGGUGGAGUACAAUCUGUUGUACCGGUUGGUGGUAUCCAGUCAGUUGGUAAUUACCCUGAUGAGUGCCACACAAUCAUCAGGGUUUGCAUCCAUUGGAUUAGAUGCACCGCAAUCCUCGUCAUCAAACCCGUCAUCAAACCCGUCAUCAAACCCGUCAUCAAACCCGUCAUCAGCCACAGCAUCGCCCGAAGACUUGCUUCGGGACAGCACUGCAUCGGAGCCGCAGAAGUUGGUCAACAAGAAGGUGAUUCGGGUGACCAAGAAGUACCUCAUAAUCACCGACCACUUUAACGACCACAUCUGCACUCAUAUAAUCAAACCGCGAAGACAUCGGCGCCUGAAAAAUGGUCGCAAAGACGUGUGCACACAGACGAGCGCCCGCUGGGGAUCCAUUGAUAUCCACCAAAUGGACAAUCACUCCGAUAUCAAGAUCAUCGCCUAUGAGAUGUUCAACACGUUUGAGACGCUCAAGAAGCAGAUCAGUGUCUCCCGGCUUAAGACACGUCAGUGGAAGCGUUUGAUGGACACCGCGGAACAGAGACAUCGCAAACGAAAACUGAGAUAUAUGUCAAACAACUGGUGCACUGUCUGUAUGGCUGAGGCGGUCGAUGGCUUUUAUGUGGAGGGAUCUGAUCGUCACUUCUGUGGCGGUCAGUGUUUCCGGCAGUGGAUGAGUGAACACCCGGACGAAUGGCCAGAACCUGAGGAAUCAGAAGAGCCCGAAGAACCAGAAGAACCUAAAGAGUCAGAAGUGGAUGAAUUAGAGAUCGAGGAAUAG